AUUGGGAACCACUGGCUACAGUCAGACUUGUUUAUUACGGUACACUGCUAUUUUAGCCUGGAAAUAACACUAACUGACUCACAACUUGUCUGGAUACAAUUAUGUGGCCUACCCAUAAACAGGGCCUACCCAGCAUACUCACCGACACACCCUCAAAAAAGGAGUCUGAAGUGACCCACAUGGAACGCAUCCUGUGGCGGUCUCGCGAAUCAUCGGACUCUGUCGGCUUUUUCCGAUGAUCUCGGUCAGUUAGCUAGCCAAGCUGAUUAGCCUGCUACUACAAGCUAAUGUUUGCAGGAUAGUUAUUGUUAGCUGAAUUGGAGUGGAUGAUACAAAGUGUAUAGAAAAAUGUCGGACAUCGAGGGACAAGGAAUUUGUUCAUCGGUCCCUCCGUUGCCUCACCCUUCUUCUCGUAACGGCUCCGGUAGCAGUAACGUUACACCGGUCACCGGCGGCAGCUGCCAGACGACAACCACCGUUACUUCAGGCCCACGGCUAGUUCGAAUAGUGAAGUCUGACUCGGGCUAUGGUUUCAAUGUUCGGGGACAAGUUAGUGAAGGCGGGCAACUACGGAGCAUUAACGGAGAACUGUACGCUCCCCUGCAGCACGUUAGUGCUGUCCUACCGGGAGGUGCCGCCGACAGAGCCGGUAUUUCGAAAGGGGACAGGAUUCUUGAGGUUAAUGGUGUAAAUGUAGAGGGAGCGACCCACAAGCAGGUGGUGGACCUGAUCCGGGCUGGAGAGAGGGAGCUAGUGCUGGCCGUGCUGUCCGUCCCGCCCCAGGAGGCCGACUGCCUGGAUCCUGGAGACGACAUUUCAGCCCAGUCCUGCUAUGACUACUCCGACAAGCAGGCCGUCCCCAUCUCUGUGCCAAGUUACAAACACACUGAGCUCAAUCAAGAAAAGUUUGUGGUAUUUAAUGUGUACAUGGCAGGCAGGCAGCUGUGCUCCAAGCGUUACCGUGAGUUUGUAAUCCUACACCAAAACCUGAAGCGGGAGUUUGCCAACUUUACCUUCCCCAAGCUACCUGGGAAAUGGCCCUUUUCCCUGUCGGAGCAGCAGCUGGAUGCACGACGCAGAGGCUUGGAAGAAUACCUGGAAAAAGUGUGCUCUGUACGGGUAAUUGGAGAAAGUGACAUCAUGCAGGAGUUCCUUUCUGAAUCAGAUGAGAACUACAAUGGCGUGUCAGAUGUGGAGUUGAGAAUAGCCAUGCCCGACAAAACCACGCUCACCGUCAGAGUUCGCAAAAACUCUACUACAGACCAGGUCUACCAGGCUGUGGUUAUGAAACUAGGGAUGGAUAGUGUAACAGCCAGCUACUUUGCUCUGUUUGAGGUCAUCAACCACACCUUUGUGCGUAAGCUUGCCCCCAACGAGUUCCCCCACAAACUGUAUGUACAGAACUAUACCUCAGCCAUCCCAGGAACCUGCCUCACCCUGCGGAAGUGGCUCUUUACUACAGAAGAGGAGAUUCUGCUCAAUGACAACCAGCUUGCUGUCAACUACUUCUUUCACCAGGCUGUGGAUGAUGUGAAAAAAGGCUUCAUUAAAGCAGAGCAAAAGUCCUACCAGCUGCAGAAGCUGGCUGAGCAGAAGAAGAUGUCCAUGUAUCUGAGUUUGUUAAGGGGUUGUGAGGGCUACAAUGAGAUCAUAUUCCCCCAUUGUUCCUGCGACUCCCGACGUAAAGGCCACGUCAUCACAGCCAUCAGCAUUCACCACUUCAAGCUGCACGCCUGCACCGAGGAAGGGAUGCUCGAGAACCAGGUGAUUGCAUUUGACUGGGGCGAGAUGCAGAGGUGGGACACGGAUGAAGAGGGCAUGGCCUUUUGCUUUGAAUAUGCACGAGGAGAGAAGAAACCACGAUGGGUCAAGAUAUUUACACCCUAUUUUAACUACAUGCACGAGUGCUUCGAGAGAGUCUUCUGUGAGCUGAAGUGGAGGAAGGAGGUGGAAGAAGAGGCUACAGACAAGGACAAUAAGAACUGCAGUAAAGAUGGUAUGUGUGGCAAGAAUAUUUUCCAGCUGCUGAGGCACAGAAGGGAUGGAGGCACCUAGGAAGGGAGAUUGUUACCUCUUAACUAGACACAGUCGUCACCGACUCAGCUCAGUUCGGCCCUCAUCUAGCCCCAGACCCAGCAACACUCAGCUACUAACUACAUGGUCAUCAUUUACACUCCAUCAGCUACAACCUGAGAAGCUACCCCCACCCCCCGAUACAUGCAAACCAACUCGAAUAAAUCGAAGCAUAACAAGCUACAAACACAUAAACCAGAACUCUUGAAUCCAGCGCACCAUAAUCAUUCAUUAAGCAGAGCUCUGUCAAGUCAUGGAUUAUUGCAAGCCUUCUUCUUAUUGGCAGGGACUUGAAAUGGAAUGUGACUUGUACAUGAGGAAGUUUUGAGCCUCGGGAGUAGUCCUACUGGGAAGAGAAAGCUGAAGUCUAAAAGGAAAUACUGCUGGACUAACAAAGGGAAGAGGAAGCUGUUAGUGCUCGUAAUGGGGAACACAGAUAACACUGAUCAGUGAUACUGAAGGUUGACCACAGGAAGACAAUUAGUUUCUCCAUUUACGGAUCAGAGCAGUAGUGUCUUCUUUGUCUUUUUGGCCCGUUGUUAGCGUGCAAGUGUGUUUGUGCAUGUUAACUAUGUGUGCAAAAUUCAAGGGGCCAACCAGAGUGAGGCCCUCAGAAUGUAAGUCACAGCUGGAUUGCGUCACAUACAUGAAUUUCCAUCUGUUUGCCGAUCAAUUUGCAUUGAUUAAAGAAAACUAGUAACAUUGUAGCGUUGCCUCUGAGAGAAGGGAAAGCGGAGAUUUUGUAGGAUUGUUAGAUACUUUUUGUCAUUCAGAGACACCGCUGUGAUGAUUUGACACGAGCCGGAAACAAUGUUAAACUUUAGACUACUGUUGCACUUUAUCCAACAGUAUUAACUCCUCCAAAUGUGGGCAAUGUAACUUAAGAAGAACAUAUUGGGCAUAAUACUGGAGCUAGCCUGUGCCUAGUUUACAUUCAUUUUUGAGUGUGAUUAUGUACUGCAUCAUCAAAUGGCAUGUGCCGCGUGCAAAGCCAUGCAAACUUAUAUGUAUUUAUAGUAUUAUGUGAACACUCCAUGCAAAUGUUUUGAGGGCCAUUGUAGAGCAGCAGUGAUGUGGAGCACACAGUAUUUUUACCAUGCAUUACCCAUAAGAGACAGCAGGGGUCCUUCUCCUCCUUUCUGCUCUCUUGCAGGCCCUGAUUACUUUGUUUCUGAGAGCUCCCAGAGGAUUUAUAAUAGGCCUGUAAUUCCAAAGGCCUUUCCACUUGGCUGCACUAUUUAUCUCUGUAGCUGGUACUUCGCUGUACUGUUGAACCACUCAUGCACUCUAUAUUCAGGUUAAUUCGGAAGAGGAUUUCUUAGGGGAAAAACGGCAGCUUGCACACUUCAUCAACAUAUGGAGAUAACUGUGUGCAUUUUCAAUAAAGACUCUGUAGCAACUGAUCACAGAGCUGCAGUGUAAUGUAAUUCUGCAAUGUCCCUUUAAAUGAGCCCAGUUAAAGUUCUCAUUCCUAGAAUAAUGUAAUAAGGUAUAACAUGAUUAUCUGAUGACGCAAUAGUGACUUCAGGCUGACAAAUAAACAGGUUAUUCCAUCAUUAACUACAUGCUGGCAUUAAAUAUUAAUCAUUGUUCAGUGCAAUAUUCUGAUGUUAUUACCUUAUUCAUUAAAUCUAAAUAGCUUAAUUGCAUUAUAACUCAUUUAGAAGGACAUUUCUGAAUUUCUUACUUUAUCCGAAACAUAAUACAUGGUCAGUUGCUUCUAGGUUUUACAGAAUGAGCCCUUUUAUUAGUGAUGGUUGAUUAUCAUCAUAAUAGUAAUAAGAAUAUUUUCCAAAAUCAAUAUAUAGCAGUAUAUCAUAAUAUGGCUAAUUUCUGCAAAAACACAUGUAAGAUAAUGAUGCUCAAAGCAAAGACCUGUGUUCCACUGUCAUGUAUUACCUGAGAUGCACCAGCCCUAACUCCUAUUUAGCUCGUAAUGAGAAUAUCAACAGUAUUCUUUAUUAUCAGGCAAGUAAAGAGUCAUAUACAUCAGUGGCUCUUUGCUAAGAGUGCUUGUAAUAAUGAUGGUGCUCUUCACAGAAGCCAUUUUUGGGUGAUUAAUGAGCUUCAACAGACCUUAGUGAGUGUGUAAAAGGAGGCUUAAUUGAAUGUGUUGACCCUUGAAUUGAGAGAAUUGCAAUCCUUAAAGCUGAAUGCAUUUCCCAAGAUUCUUGUCUGUUUACUGGACCGUGUCUGAAGUGGUCGAUUGUCUGAUCUCCCCACCUGCGCUCAGCUCUUUCUCUCUCUCUCUCUCUCUCUCUCUCUCUCUCUCUCUCUCUCUCUCUCUCUCUCUCAUCCUGACUAAAGCAGUGGUUCUCAACCUGGGGGUCGGGACCCCCAAGGGGGUUGCGAGAUCAUUUCUGGGGGUCGCCAGAUGUUUGGAGAGAAAAACAUGAAAUACCAUUCUAGACUGGGGAAUGGUUUUUACAUUACUGUGCGAGUUUGGUACAUUUCAUGUGUUAUAUUCAGAGCUUCAUUUAUAAAUCAGGAGGUCCUGGAACACAGAAAGGGGUCUGAAGGCGGGUCAGGGGGAGAGAAAAAGCCACAAACGCAUCCCAAGUCCACAGAGCCUGAUGCACAUUGGACAAGGCUAGGUGCAAGCUGAUAAAACUAAAUUGUCAUUAAAGCUAUAGUGCAUAGUUUCUGUCUCCCCCAUGAGGAAUUCUAAGUAAUGACAACAAAACUGUCGGCACGUCCACAUGAUACAAGCCUUCCUUGACCACGCACCGCCGCACCACAUCCUCCUCCUCCUCCUCCACCACGCAGUUGCUAGUAGCCGAGGAGGACACGGAGGAUUAAAAAAACAUGAUGGACUCUUCAGAAGAGGUCAUUAUCUUCAAUUGAGCUUCUGGGCGGGAAAGUCACAGGUCGACCCAUUCUUCUGUCAUACUGAAACACUGAGUUGUGUGGAGCUGAUAGUCUUGUGGCGCUCUGCUAGUACCAGCUCUACUCUACUCUACUCAGCUCGACUCGGCCGCGGUGCCCCGUCUUCCAUUUUCCGUUGCAGAUUUAGUAACGCCUCAUGCCUGAGGCAAGCGUGGCUGGUUGUCAUAGCGACGCCGCAGGAAACUGCCAUGACCUAACGCGACACACACACAGAACGUCGAAGGUGUGUUGUUUUUGACUCUCGGUAUGUGGCUGUUGC
Messenger RNA from Perca fluviatilis (European perch), 5218 nucleotides. RefSeq names its product sorting nexin 27b (gene snx27b). Gene Ontology annotation, molecular function: protein binding; phosphatidylinositol-3-phosphate binding. Bases 349 to 2055 code for a protein of 568 amino acids. Gene Ontology annotation, cellular component: early endosome. Lineage: Eukaryota; Metazoa; Chordata; Actinopteri; Perciformes; Percidae. The transcript has 13 exons. The record is from RefSeq and is a predicted model, not a curated record. Gene Ontology annotation, biological process: intracellular protein transport; signal transduction.